Molecule: messenger RNA, 1857 nt
Organism: Diospyros lotus (date-plum)
Lineage: Eukaryota; Viridiplantae; Streptophyta; Magnoliopsida; Ericales; Ebenaceae
Exons: 6
Coding region: 34-1578 (514 amino acids)
Biological process (GO): peptidyl-lysine monomethylation
Molecular function (GO): protein-lysine N-methyltransferase activity; protein binding
Source: RefSeq, a predicted model, not a curated record
CAGACUCCACCACCGACGCCAAAGGCCAAUGAAAUGAUGAUGACGAUGAGCUCAAGCUCCGCCAAGAUGAUGUCAAUCGCGGCGAGAGACCUCUACUUGGCGGCCUCAACCGCAGCCUCUCUCGCCCACUUCCGCCCCUUGACCUGCUCCUCCGCCGCCGCCGUGCCGUCGCGACUGGUGCCACAACCACCGGACCUCAUCGGGUGGGUCAGGAGGGAAGGGGGUUUCGUGCACCAGGCGGUGAGGAUUGGUCAGGUCGAGCCCUACGGCUUCGGAUUGAUCGCCGCUGAAGAAAUCCCAAAAGGGUCAGACCUAGUUUCCCUGCCUCAUCACCUUCCCUUGCAGUUUGAAUCGGAUAGGGGAGAUGCUACUCAUUCUGUCCUGCUCAACUUAGCCCGUCAAGUUCCUGAGGACAGAAAGGGUUCAAUCAUCAGUAUGAAGUUAUGGAUGCUUUGUGCUCACAUAGUAGAGGAGCUGUGGGCUAUGCGAUUGGGUUUGAAGCUGCUGCAAGAAAGAGCAAAGACAGGUUCCUUCUGGUGGCCCUAUAUCAGUAACCUUCCAGAAACCUACAGUGUCCCCAUUUUCUUUCCUGGAGAGGAUAUAAAGAACUUGCAGUAUGCUCCUGUUCUUUAUCAGGUAAACAAAAGAUGCCGCUUUCUCCUUGAAUUUGAAAAGGAAGUCAAACAAGCACUUGAAAAUUUGAAACCAGGUGACCAUCCUUUUGGAGGCCAAGACGUGGAUUCAUCUUCACUUGGAUGGGCAAUGUCAGCUGUCUCUUCAAGGGCAUUCCUCUUGCAUGGCAAAGAACUUCCAGAUGGGAACCAUGCCAAUAUACCCAUGAUGCUUCCGCUAAUUGAUAUGUGCAAUCACAGUUUCAUUCCAAAUGCUGAGAUUGUACAGGGAAAGAACACUGGGAACACAGAGAUGCUAGUAAAGGUUGUGGCAGGAACACAGAUCAAACAAUACGAACCUUUAGUACUUAACUAUGGUUGUUUGAAUAAUGAUCUUUUCCUUUUAGAUUAUGGUUUUGUCAUACCCUCAAAUCCUUAUGACUCUAUUGAACUCAAGUAUGAUGGAGCACUUCUGGAUGCUGCAAGCCUGGCUGCUGGGAUUUCAUCCCCUAACUUCUCUGCACCAGCUCCAUGGCAGCAUCAUAUAUUGUCCCAGCUAAAUUUAGAUCAAGAAGGUCCUCUUCACAAGGUGAGCUUAGGUGGUCCAGAAUUAGUAGAUGGCCGCUUGUUGGCAGCUUUGAGAGUACUCCUUGCAGAUGACGUGGAAACAGUAGAAAAGCAUGAAUUGUGUGCACUCAAGUCAUUAUCAGUGGAAGCACCUCUUGGAAUAUCAAAUGAAGUUGCUGCUUUGCGCACUGUUAUUGCUUUGUGUGUAAUUGCACUUGGUCACUUCCCCACCAAGAUAAUGGAAGAUGAAUCCCUAUUGAAACAGAAGGUUCCUGAUUCAACCGAACUAGCCAUCCAAUUCAGAAUACAAAAGAAGUCAGUGAUUGUAGAUGUGAUGCGAUAUGUCACAAGAAGGGUGAAGUUGCUCUUGUCGAAGGAAUCAGUGAGCACCCAAGGUUAAGCUCAAGUUCAGAACACACGGCCGGCGUUCCUAGCUGGCUCUGUCCUUCCAGUGUAUGGUUCUUCUCUGAUCUACACUGUUUUUUACUUGAUACCGUUAGUUAUUUUCUUGCUGCAAUAUAUUUUCUAGCAAUUAAUUGUAGAAAAGUACAUUUCAUGUGAUCUCUAGUAACUUUUUUGAACUACUUUUUUGCCCAUUUCUGUUAAGCUCAAGUUCAGUUUUGUUCUCUUAUACAGUUAAAUUCGUAGUUCAUUGUUUUCUUGGAAUUAUUGAAUAUCA